AUGGAGCGGGCUCCAAACCUGCUUCUCCUCUGCAUCUUCACCUUUGCCAUGGUACUGGUCCCUGAGGCAAAGGACCAAAGCAAGGCAGCGAAGGGCAGGAGAAGGGGCCUGGCACGGCCCCCAACAGCCACCCCUGCCCUUGCCUGGACCCCGGAUGACCCUUACACCACCAUGGCAGACUACGAGCACAGCAUCCAGGACAUGGUGCGCCAGCUGAGGAACAGCUCUGAGCCAGGUGACACCAAGUGCCAGGUCAACCUGAGGCUCUGGAGGUCCAACCGGAGGAGCCUGUCCCCCUGGGCCUACAGCAUAAACCAUGAUGCAACACGGAUCCCAGCAGACAUCCCCGAGGCCCGAUGCCUCUGCACUGGCUGCAUCAACCCCUUCACGAUGCAGGAGGACCGCACCAUGGCCAGCAUUCCCAUCUACAGCCGGCUCCCUGUCCGCCGGCUGCUCUGCCAGGUGCCAGGAGAGGUGGGGCACAAGCCCUCUGGGAAGAAGUGCCACAAGAAGUACCAGAUGGUCAUGGAGACCAUUGCCGUGGGCUGCACCUGCAUCUUCUGA
This is a messenger RNA of Pipra filicauda (Wire-tailed manakin), 564 nucleotides long. RefSeq names its product interleukin 17B (gene IL17B). Gene Ontology annotation, biological process: inflammatory response. The coding region runs from base 1 to 564 and encodes 187 amino acids. The transcript has 3 exons. Gene Ontology annotation, cellular component: extracellular region. Gene Ontology annotation, molecular function: cytokine activity. NCBI's taxonomy places the organism in Eukaryota, Metazoa, Chordata, Aves, Passeriformes, Pipridae. The record is from RefSeq and is a predicted model, not a curated record.